UACUGGCCAGAGGCACAGGAGGGUGACAGAAUCCACCAGAGAGAGCGGGGAGCAGAACAGGCAGACAACUGACCAAAGACACUGCUGAAGGGAGCAGAGGGCGAGGCCGGAGAGGUCUGCCGCGCCAUAUGGGUUUCUCCCUGGCUGGUCGGGAAUCGAACCCAGCUGCCGAGGCUGUGGACAGCUUCUCAGCGCAGCGCUCAGUGGGACGAGGUGGCGGAGUGGUUAAGGCGAUGGACUGCUAACCUGAUUUUUCAAGAGAACUCAAAGGCAGACUUCCAGCAUUAUGGGACUGAAGUAUGCUCUCUUCGUGAUGGUCCUCCUGAUUGCUGACUCUGCUUCGGAGAGGAAUCAGGCAUAUUUCGGUGACACCGGAGAGCUGCCAUGCCGCUUUAAAAAUCCUCAGAAUAUAAGCCUGAAUGAGCUGGUCGUAUUUUGGCAGAACCAGGAUAAGGUUCUUUUUGAGCUAUACGAAGGCAAAGAAAAGCCCGACAAUGUUCAUCCCAAAUACAAGGGUCGCACAAGCUUUGACCUGGACAGCUGGACCUUGUACCUCCACAACAUUGAGAUCAAGGACAAGGGUUCAUAUCAUUGUUAUGCCCAUCGUCUGCAGCCCAACGGAAUGGUUCCCCUCCACCAGAUGAAUAUUGUCCUAUCAGUUCUUGCUAACUUCAGUCAACCUGAAAUAAUGAAAAUUUCUAACGGAACAGAAAAUUCAGGCAUCAUAAAUGUUACCUGCUCAUCUAAACAAGGUUACCCAGAACCUAUCAGAAUGUUUUUUGUUAUAAAAACAGAGAAUUCAUCUGACACAUCUGAGGCUGAAAUGAAUAAAUAUCAAGAUAAUGUCACAGAAUUAUACACCGUUUCUGCCAGCCUGUCUUUUCCAGUCCCUCCUGAAGCAAAAACUGUGAACGUCUCCUGUGCCCUGGAAUCUAAAGCAACAGUGGCAAUGCUUUAUUCCUCAUCUCUCUCUAUAGAUGUAAAGCCAUAUGAACCACCGUCUGAUCCAGACCACACCCUCGGGAGAGUGGCUAUAAUUGUAGUAGUGAUCACUGUGGUUGUGAUGGUGCUCUUUGUAAUACAAAGGAAAAAGAAGAAGAAGCAGCCUGCUCCCUCUCAUGAAAAUGCAGCCAUUCGAAUGGAAGAGGGAGAGCGUGGGCGGCUCAAAGAUAGGGUAAAAUACCAUGUACCUGAAAGUUCUGAUGAAGCUCAUUGUGUUGUUAACACUCAGAAGACAGCCACAGAUGACAAAAGUGCUACACAUUUUUAAUUAAAGAGUAAAGUCUAUAUGACAGUCUAUUUCUUAUACACUUUUCCUUUCUUUUUUCUUAUGUCUCUAAACCUUCUAGAAGGCAAGAAAAUAUUACCAUCAGUAAUGGUGGGGGCUCCAGGGUUCCUCCAAAUGAAAUAGCCUUCCUCUAAUACCAGCUCUGUUCCCCAUGCCAAAAGAAGAUUUUAUCUACUUCUUUUCAUGUCAGAGCACAUUUGUGGGCCAAAUCCAUCUGCCUUAUUCCUGGCUUGGGAAUAGUGUUGAGGACUAACACUUGUUUCAGAUUCAGACUGUUAAGUUUGUAAACUGUGUUUUAUGCAGAAUUCCCAACUCCUGGAGUAGUGACUUUUACACCCUCUGAACUGUGAGGUAGAGCCCCCUCCGAUCAGACAUAAUUGGGAAUGCACAACUCCUGACCUUCGAUCUGAGUGGGAGUUACAUAUUUAUAUAACUGGCUUUGUAGUGUUACAUUGGCUUUGUGGUGUUAUGCAGAGUAUUUUACACUUGCUUUGCAGUAUUAAUAUUAAUGUCUUAACAUAUAGAGAAAAGUGUACAAUAAUAAUGUAAUUACUAUGCGCUGAGAAAAUUCCAACAUCUGCUAAGAACUCCUUUUCCCUUUUCCCACUUUGAGGGUCAGUAAAGUAAGUGGUGUUUUGUGUCCUAACAACAAAGGGCAGACUAACUUAAAAUCUGGGAAAUUAAGAGAGAAGUGGUAGCAGCUCUGGGUCCGCACCCCAUUUCUUUCUGGGCUCUUGCUAAUAUUCAGGAGGAUCAACCUGCCUAACAAGCCUUAGCAGAGAGCACUGUGCAUCAUGAGUCUACUUCUCUGCUUGUAAAAAGUCACUGAAGAGCAGGCCUGGUCCUGUGUGAGAGCCAAUAGAAAGGUUACAAUACUCCAAAGAGGAAAAAAAAGAUCUUGACAGUAAAGAUGCACCUUGCUGGCCAUCUGUCCAUUCCUUUGCCAAGCUUUGGGACAAGCCACAGAUGAACAGCCUGUCCAAACGGAGUUAAGAAAAUUGCAGUGUCCCCCAUUGAUUGGUGAGGAGUUUUGAUGAUUAUAAAUUGAUGAUAUGUAAGUUAUUGUGAUGUUUCAUCUGGCUAGAGGCAGAAUUGGAAAGAGAGAGCUAUUAUCUUGUUAAUGGGAUGCAUGGAAGUAGCCUUAGAAUCCUUUCAACUAGUGGCUGAGAGAAAAAGAGCGGGAAUGAAAUUCAGAGGACCUGGAAGUGAAUCAGGCAGAGGCUGAUUUAGCCUACAGAUGUCUGAAGAAGAUAUAGGCUGAUCCAAAGUAAGGUUGACGAACUUGUAUCUAAGGACUAUCUAUGUGCCAUUCUCAACUCUGAGAGAUCUGAGCACCAAAGAGGAAUAUCUGAGCCCAGUGGAAGUGAAUUAGCAGAGCACAGCUCGAAGGCAGCAUCUCUAAGGAAUGGAGCGCUCUGUCCAAACUGAAAGAGAAGUGUGGGAGACCCAAACUAAGAAAUAGUUCUGAUUCUAGGUAACGGCCCUCGAAGGUUGUAGAUGGCUGUGCAAGCUAAGCUCAUCCCUGCAAUAUUACCAUUUGUCUGCUGGGUCCUCCCCCUGCCUUCAUUAGGCAGCAUUUGCUGGUUCCUAACAUGUUUUGUACAGAGUAAUUCUCAGUCAAUUUUUGUUAAAUUGAUUCAAGUCUCCAUUUUCUGUUUCUGCUUCUACAGUUUCUGUUUCUAGUUUUACUCUUCACCCCUUGUAGUCUGAUGUUACUCCCCACUGUCCUUGUAGCUCACUUCCUUCUUCUCAAUAUGUCUCUGGCAGCCCCAUUCUCUAGCCACCCUGGCCAGAGGCCUAUGAUUCAUCCCAAGCCCUUUCCCUUCCUUUCCUCUAACCAUUGCACAAGAAAGGGGGGCAUUCUUACAGAGGUUGGUCUCAGUAGUGAGACAUUUUUAAAAAUCGAGUAAGAGAGGUAUUUCUGGAGACAACUGGGAAAUUUGGAGUUAAGGAGGGGAUACCUGCUUUUCAGUUUGUAACGUUUUAUAUUGUGCAAUUUUAAAAGUAUGUACUUAUAUGUUUAUUAAACAAAAACUUAUGUAAAAAUAUUCCUUGAAAAUAGCUUCAUUAUAAAACUAAUGCAUGUAACUAUAUUGUAUAUUUGAAAGUUGCUAAGAAUAGAAAAGUUCUUAUU
Messenger RNA from Talpa occidentalis (Iberian mole), 3422 nucleotides. RefSeq names its product CD86 molecule (gene CD86). Gene Ontology annotation, biological process: immune response; cellular response to lipopolysaccharide; positive regulation of T cell proliferation. NCBI's taxonomy places the organism in Eukaryota, Metazoa, Chordata, Mammalia, Eulipotyphla, Talpidae. The coding region runs from base 287 to 1270 and encodes 327 amino acids. Gene Ontology annotation, cellular component: external side of plasma membrane. The record is from RefSeq and is a predicted model, not a curated record. The transcript has 7 exons.